Messenger RNA from Dinoponera quadriceps, 2289 nucleotides. RefSeq names its product farnesyl pyrophosphate synthase-like. Gene Ontology annotation, molecular function: dimethylallyltranstransferase activity; (2E,6E)-farnesyl diphosphate synthase activity. Gene Ontology annotation, cellular component: cytoplasm. The coding region runs from base 688 to 1932 and encodes 414 amino acids. Gene Ontology annotation, biological process: trans, trans-farnesyl diphosphate biosynthetic process. The record is from RefSeq and is a predicted model, not a curated record. Lineage: Eukaryota; Metazoa; Arthropoda; Insecta; Hymenoptera; Formicidae. The transcript has 7 exons.
GAAUAUCACACUUACUAUAAGACAUUCUGCACACAUACACAUGCACACAUAUAUAUGUAUAUAUCAGAUUUUUAUCAAUAGGGGCGUUCAACGAACUCAAUAGUUGCGCAAUAGUCAAGUAAUUCGUCAAUGUAUAAUCGGUGGGUCCCUCAAGCGUGCACGAUCGGUUUUAAACCGCCCCCCUCCUUUUCCUCUCCCUCUACUGCUCGUCCUGAUAACUCCGUCAUGCAUUUCGUUACAUUUUACCCGUUUAUGAUUUCUCGCUCUGGGAAAUUCUCGCUCUUCGAUACAAGAAAAAAAGAAAAAGAGAGGGAAGGAGGGGGAGAGAGAGGCGUCCAGCCGAGCGGCUAUAUGUUCGCGCGCGAGGCACUCCGACAGUCGGAAGUCGCUCUCUCGGCAGUAGCGUACGCUUCGUCGUCGGGAUUCACCUUUUUAUCUCUCCUUCCCUUCGUUUCUCCUGCGUAAAGUCGCCCAUCACGUCAGACACACACACACACAGACAGAGUGGACGUGAUUGUGACUUGCGUGAAUACGUCUCGGCUCGGCUUAAUUCACCUUUAGUUCGCAAUUAUCGCGUGUGCUUUCGGUGUGCGAACUUCUUAACGGAUUGAUCGAGGAUUCUUGCCCGCUUCGUCGGCCCGUGAAUAUACGCACGAGGCGGGGUACGUGAGCAGGUGUAUCACGAAUAUGUCGUCAGUCGCGCGAAACCGGCUGUUGUCGGCACUCGGCGUCGCGCGGCGUCACGUCGCCGUCGUCGCCGCCGCUGAGCGCGCACACGUCGCGACGGACGUGCAGCACCGCGCGUGCUCGACGCACGAGAGGAAUGUGACGUACCGGAGGACGUUGAACUAUAGUUUAAGAACGGCUCAUUCCAUAACACAACCGACAUGGGUGACAAACAAGGAUGAGAGCCGCGAACUGAUGGCUGUGUGGCCGGACAUUGUUCGGGACAUCACAGAAGCCAGCCAACAUUUGGACAUUCCAAAUAUUAGCAAGUGGAUAGCAAAGGUGUUACAGUAUAAUGUUCCGGGAGGUAAGAAGACUCGCGGUUUAGCAUUAGUCUACGCUUAUAAGAUGCUGGCACCCAAUGAUCAAAUCACGCAGGAAAACAUUCGUUUGGUGCGGAUUUUAGCGUGGUGUGUGGAACUGGUACAUGCCUUUUUGCUCGUAAUCGACGACAUUCAGGAUCAGUCUUUGUUCCGUCGAAAUCAGCCGUGUUGGUAUCUGCACAACGAUAUAGGUUUAGCCGCAAUAAAUGACGGUAUUAUGAUAGAGAGUAUUAUGUAUCAACUACUUCGGAAGCAUUUCAGUGGGAAAGACUGUUAUAUUGACCUGUUGGAAACAUUCCAGGAUAUCAUCUUGAAAACUAUCAUGGGCCAGUCUUUGGAUUUGCAGUCGACCAACUUCGGCAAAAUGCCGAACCUGAAUCUGUUCACGAUGGAUCGUUACAAUUCUAUCGCCAACUAUAAAUCGUCAUAUUACACGUUCAUCUUGCCGAUAACUGCCGCGAUGCAUUUUGCCGGAAUAAAGGAUCGAGAGAUGUUGAGGCAGGCGAAGACAAUUCUGCUGGAAAUGGGACACUUCUUCCAAGUACAAGACGACUAUUUGGACUGCUACGGCAAGCUUGAGGUCAUUGGUAAGGUCGGUUCCGAUAUAGAGGAAGGAAAGUGCACGUGGCUGGCUGUAGUCGCUCUUCAACGCGUCACACUGGAGCAACGGAAAAUUCUAGAAGAAUGUUAUGGCUGUUCAGAUCCGGAAAAGAUAAAACGGGUGAAGCAGCUUUACAACGAUCUCGGUCUACCGAACAUGUAUUCCAUAUAUGAAGAAGAGACAUACAAUCUACUGAAUACUCACAUACAACAGAUAUCACGUGGCCUCCCGCAUGGUCUUUUCCUAAAAAUAUUGGAAAAGAUUUACCGUAGGCAGUCAUGAAAGCUUCUUUUAUAUAUUGAAGGCACAGGCUGAUAAAUUGAUAUAUGGUGUGUGUGUGUGUGUGUGUGUGUGUGUGUGUGUGUGUGUGUGUGUGUGUGUGUGUGUGUGUGUGUGUGUGUGUGUGUGUGUGUGCGUGCGUGCGUGCGUGCGUGCGUGCGUGUAUGUGCGCGUGUGUGUGUACACACCAUUUAUCAAUUUGAAGUUAUUAGAAGACGUGUUGUGCCAACAUCGAAAAAUAUUGAACUAUUUUAUGUUGUAAAUCAUUUCUACUGAAUUCUCUCUGAAAAUAUCUACAAAUAUUUCAAUAAUAUUGAUAAUUUCAGAUAUUUUUUAAACUUCUAUAUAUAAGAAAAUAUA